AUGUCUCACACCCAAGAGCCAGUCGAACUCAUAAGUCCAUACAGUUCUGCGUAUCAUACAACCCCAUACAAAUAUGAGGGACUCUCGCACAAAAGUCGACCGUCUUUCACGUCACUAGGCUCACUUAACCGAAAGCGGGCUUCCACCGCUUACAAUCCUAUUCAUGGGGCAGACGAGCCUGAUCACAUUCGCUUUUCGCAACACAUUCCACAAAACAUCCAACAAUUCGCCGAGGAUCGACUACAACCUACCAAAAAGGACUUAUCGCCAGGACGCAUUGGUAAAUUCGGUGCGGACUUACUUAUUGAAAUAUUACUCUGUUCUUUUACUGUACUUGUGACGGUACCUUUUCUAUGGCUUGCUGUGGCCAUGGCCAAAUACCACCAUGUGCAGGUGACCGACUCGAGGUCGAAUUUCAUAAAGCAGGCCACAGCGACCGCCUCCACGCUAUUCACCAUUCUGUUUGCCGCUGUACUAGGCUCGACUUUGAAGCGAUUGGCAACAUGGCGGCUGCAGAAUGGAAUUCGCCUCGGUCAUCUAGAGCAGAUCAUGCAGAGCCGAACCGUCUUUGCUGCUCUAACAACCAUGGUCGCCUUUCGCGCAGUCAACAUCACGGCAUUUGUCCUUUUCUUUACAUGGGCAUUUUCUCCCCUUGGAUCUCAGGCGUCUUUGCGACUUAUCGGUACAGGAACUCUUUACACGACAAACUCGUCCUUGGUUAGCCAUGUUGACACGACGACAAAUAACAUUUUCGACUCUGUCUCAGGUGUUUCGUCCUUGAUGACAGCACUGAAACCCAGUUACGUCAGUUCGGUACUUGGACCUUCAAGUCUCAAGGCCGGCUCCAUGGAUUUGUAUGGAAAUCCCAAGAUUCCUUGGCUCCGAACCGAUGUUGAGAAGGAUGCAAACGGGUGGCAGGAUCUUUCAAAUGCCAACCUUACUGAGGGCUCCUACUCUUCGCUCGUUGGACUUCCCAUUAUCUCGUUAGCGAACCGCAAUUCUAGCUUCGUGGUUGAGACCACAUACAUGAAAUUGGACUGCGAGAAACCAAAGAACGAGACGCUGAUCGAAAUAGGGUUGAACAUGACAGAGAUCGCAAACGGUACCUUCUUCGGUCCCAACACUACAGCCUCCGCCGAUGAUACCGGAAUUCCUCCAUCUUGGCAAGUCGCUAUGGACCAGUUUGUGAGCAACAACUAUUUUUAUGGUUACCCGGAACAACUGGUCAACAGCUCGGAUGCCAACAUCCCACAAGGCACAUUGCUAUGGCAGACUCCACAUGGACCGUGGCAAGCUCGGUGUAAGAUCAACCAGAUUUACAUUGAGUCAAAUGUGAGCUGCUCUUCUGUAGAGGACGCACAAAUUCCAAAGUGCGCUGUGCUGGCGCAGCGCGAGUCUCCCAAGAAACACGCACCCUCAACUGUUACCACUUUUAGCUUUGCCUCAACCUUUAGUUCGAUGGCUCAACGAUGGAUCCUGGCGACCGAUCCGUUGACAAGCUCAGGUUACUCCUCCCUCAGUGAAUACUAUCUGCAGAACACGACCGCACCGUUCAUUUUAAGUGGCAAUGGUAGAGAUUAUGCCGAUUAUUCCAACGUCACCGCUGAAGAAUUUUCGCAACGGCUCGGCCAACUGGCCAACAGCUGGGUUCUUGGGAGCCAGGUGUCGGCAGACACGAUGCAAUAUCUGUUGAAUUAUCAGAAUCUCACGGCCUUUUAUGUGGAAGGACAUCCGGUUUAUAUCUGUUCGUGGGCGUGGCUGACCGUCUACUGCGUUGGAAUAGCAGUCAUGUUCACCGCCGCCCUGGUCAGCAUUUACUGCGCGUUCAACACCACGAUACCGGACAUCCUGAGCUAUUGCUCCACAUUCACAAGAGACUCGAGAUUUUUCGACACUGCCAAGGGAGGAAGUACCCUUGACGGGUUGGUGAGAGCCAAGAUCUUGAAAGAUGUGGAGGUUAGGCUGGGUGAAGUAGCCGAUGAAUCGGACCAUAGUCUCUCAGGCAGAGAUGGGUUCCAAAAUGCGGUGCAUGAAGGCCAAGGCACCAGGUAUCUGGCGAUUGCACCACCCGAAUAUUUACGACCACCAAAACGUGGUGUAAUUUACGCUUGA
Molecule: messenger RNA, 2112 nt
Organism: Exophiala bonariae
Lineage: Eukaryota; Fungi; Ascomycota; Eurotiomycetes; Chaetothyriales; Herpotrichiellaceae
Exons: 1
Coding region: 1-2112 (703 amino acids)
Source: RefSeq, a predicted model, not a curated record